AAUCUGUGCAGUGGGUCCAGUGGUCUGUUUGUUUGUGGUGUGGAUAUUUGCAAAUUUAGUGAAAUAAAUUCAUAUAGUUUCAACACCAUAACAAAAUGAUGCCUAGUAGAAUUGGAAAUAUGCCACUGGCUGCUGAAAAUCCUUUAGGUCUUUCAUGGCAUGACUCUGCUUGGAUACCCAUAUUAAAUCCGUCAAAUAUAAUGGAUUAUUUUUCUGAAAGAUCUAAUCCGUUUUUCGAUCGUACAUGCAAUAAUGAAGUCGUAAAAAUGCAACGUUUAAGUAUGGACCAAUUGCAGAACAUGACUGGUUUGGAAUACAUACUUUUGCAUGUUCAAGAUCCAAUCCUUUACGUUAUUCGUAAACAACUCCGACACAGUUCCACUCAAGCAACACCCUUGGCAGAUUAUUAUAUAAUUGCUGGGAUUGUGUAUCAAGCACCAGAUUUAGCCAGUGUACUGAACUCAAGACUGCUAUCUGCUGUUCACCAUUUACAAUGUUCUUUUGAAGAAACUAUGUCAUAUUCAAGAUAUCAUCCCAGUAAAGGAUAUUGGUGGGACUUUAAAGCAACUAAACCUGGUCUCAGUUCAUUUCAAACGACUCAAUCAGCACCUAAAGAGGCAACAAGUACUCCAAAAGAAGAGCCUUCCACAUUAUUUCAACGUCAGAGAGUGGACAUGUUAUUGGCUGAAUUAGUGCGACAAUUCCCUCUUCCAGUAGCACAAACAACUUCUAAUCAGAUUAAUGGAGUGACUAUUAAAACUGAAAACACUACUGAAAAGGGUGUUGAAAAACCUACAGAAGCCAAUUCUGUAGGAAAUAUCACUAUCAAGCAGGAACCAGUUGAUUCAAACAAUCCUGAAAAUUUAAAUGGGAACAUGCCAAGCCAUAUAGAAAUCAAGACAGAAAUCAAACAAGAAAAUAUGAAACCACCACCUGAAAAGAAACACAGAGUGAUAUAAUAGGGAUGAGUGAUAGGUAUAGGUAUAAAGAUUAACAAGCACCAAAAUACUUAGUAAUUAUUUAUUUAUUUUACCUAAUCAUUAUUUGCAUUCCGGC
Molecule: messenger RNA, 1056 nt
Organism: Chilo suppressalis (striped riceborer)
Lineage: Eukaryota; Metazoa; Arthropoda; Insecta; Lepidoptera; Crambidae
Source: the annotation of a GenBank genome assembly